Molecule: messenger RNA, 1114 nt
Organism: Periconia digitata
Lineage: Eukaryota; Fungi; Ascomycota; Dothideomycetes; Pleosporales; Periconiaceae
Source: the annotation of a GenBank genome assembly
CAUGCUACUUUCCGUUCUUUUCACGAACCACACGUCUCGCCUCGAACAACUAUGGCCGCUUUAGUCACGGUAGUCCUUCCGGGCGACGAAAUCCCCCGAAGCUCCCUACCCACACCUACUGGCAAGAAAAAGACCCUGACUCUUGGCCCUGGUUUGCGACACAUCCCACCAGAUACCAUUACAACCACAAUCGCCGGCGCAUUGACGACCGACAACAAGAAGAAUGCCAUCUGGGUGGACACGAACAGUGGAAGGUAUAUUCCAGCCGUGGGCGAUCUGGUGAUAGCCACUAUCCAGAAUUCGGUGUUCGAAAGCUUCAAUUGCUUGCUCACACCAAACACGCCUUUCGCCAGUCUACCCCAACUCGCUUUCGAAGGUGCAACUCGUAAAACACGUCCAGUUUUGGCACCCCACUCGCUCGUAUACGCGCGCGUUGUCAGCAAUGGACAGCAUACCUCGCCGGAAAUUACAUGCGUUGAUCCUUCUACGGGGAAAAGCGAAGGUCUCGGUCCGCUGAAGAGUGGUAUGAUUUUCAACGUUAGCUUGGGAAUGGCACGGCGGUUGCUUCUCAAGUCAAAAGGGGAGGUCAUUGUGCUGGAGUUGAUCGGGGCAAAGGUUGGGUUCGAGAUCACGGUCGGUAGGAACGGUAUAGUGCAUGUCGACGGCGCAAACGUGAAGACUAUCCUGGCUGUUGGGAGGGCCAUUCAAGAGGUGGAUGAGCAGGCGCUGGGCGAGAAAGGACAAAAGAAGCUGGCCGAAAGAGUCUUGAAAAGCCUGUGAUCUCCAAAAUCAACGCCCAUCAUGGUAUGCCAUGGUCAUGGUAUAUCAUGCACCGCAAAAUGGGAUCCGCACUGUCGGGACUGAGGCUACCGCACUUUGCGAUCGCAAACGCUCUUCCUCCAAACCAUACGGGUCCAUAAGCAUCUGCUGUUUGGCAUGCGACAGAACAAUGUUCCUACUGGAAACCAGAGGGCCAUGUACCCGAAGACACAUCGGUGUAUCAAUGUCACUCGAACUCGAUCCGUCGGUACCUGUGUGAUCAGCCGCUCAGUAUAUACCGAGAGACUGGCUAGACUCGUCGAAGCUUUGGUACGGUCGGGACUAUGACGCGACC